Messenger RNA from Didymella exigua CBS 183.55, 1158 nucleotides. RefSeq lists its product as uncharacterized. The coding region runs from base 118 to 732 and encodes 204 amino acids. Lineage: Eukaryota; Fungi; Ascomycota; Dothideomycetes; Pleosporales; Didymellaceae. The record is from RefSeq and is a predicted model, not a curated record. The transcript has 2 exons.
CUCAAAUCACGACUUACGUCGACCACCCGCAUCUCCAGCUACCCCGCUUCACAAGCCACACAACUUUAAGACAACAUCUUUCGACCUACAAGUUCCUAGUUCCUGAAACACAUCAACAUGUCUGGCUACGAUCAAUACAACCAGGGUUACGGCCAGCAGCAGCAGUAUCCGCCUCAAGGCCACAGCCCGUACCCUCAGCAAGGUGGCUAUGACCAGGGAAGCUAUCAGCAGCAAGGUUACCAGCAACCUCAGCAGCAGUACGGCCAGCAGGGUUAUGGCGAACAGCAAGGUUACAACGCGCAGUACGGUCCUCCUGCACAGGGUGGCUUCCAGCAUGGUCAGCAGCAAGUAGGUCCGCACGGUGACUACAAUCAGCAACAGCAAGGACAAUAUGGCCAGCACCAAGAGGGAGGCUACCCCGGCUCGCAACCUCAGAACCAGUUCCCCCAGCAGGGUCCGUACGGCCAAGAUCAGUACCCACAGGGCCAGAACCCUCACAGUCAGCCGGGACAGCAGCAGUACGGCUCCAGUGACCCAGCUAUGCAGCAAGAGGGAGACCGAGGCCUGAUGGGUGCUCUCGGUGGCGGCGCUGCCGGGUACUUUGGUGGUAACAAGAUGGGCGGCCACGGCAUUCUCGGUGCCAUAGCAGGUGCCGUGCUCGGCAGCAAGACCGAAGACCACUUCAAGAAGCCCAAGCAGAAUGAUCAGUACGGCGGAUACAAUGGCCACUGAGUGAUGCUGCCGGUUUUCAAUUGUUUGCUUCUCGGGGUUUCAGCAUGUCAACAUCUCGGCGUCUUGGAGACCUCACAAUGUGUAUGGAUAUGACCAUCACGACUUUCGCAUAACGAUCUGGGAGAGGUUAUUGCUACACGGCGUUUAGAAUAAAUGACAGCCACGAUUGAUCCCCCACAACAAAAGUUGCCCUCAGCCUCACUAUAUCGCAUACAAAUGAGCCACUUCAUAAUACACAUAUCGCACGGUCAGCAUCGAAACGACUUACCGUCACCAACGAAACAGACGUUCUUGCAAGGGUAUGCUAUCGUGUUCAUUGGAGGAGGGGAGAAUAUUUAUGGGAAUUGUCAUUCGCGGCGUCUGAAACAUACCGCGUUUGGCUGCGCUCCAAGAAAGCUCUAACUUUGCUCCAAUUUCUCAGGAGCG